AUGGUAGCACUGGUCCAUGAAUGGUGCCUCGUGCAUAAGGUCUGCACAGAGCUCUGUGCUGCGCCUCUGCUGCUGUGGCUUACUACUGUCACUGUGACAUCAUCUACAACUCCUCAGUGUAAGGACUGUCAAAGAAAUUGUUUCAGGGGUACUUGCAAAUUCAACUCGACACUUGGAGAAUGCCAUUGCAACUGUUUUGAUUUUCUCCUUGGAGAUACGUGCUCUUUUGGAAAGAAUGACACCCCUGCUCAUGUUGAUAACGCAACAAUACCAACUCACAAAGCAAACAUUACUUUGAAAAUCAAUGAGACUUUUAAGGUGGCCUUUAAAAAUCUAACAUCAAAUCUAUCGUUAGACUUCAUCGAGAAACUAGAACGGGAGCUCGAAGCCCUGUGCAGAGAAGCAGAUCCACAAACAUUCAAAAAAGUUAAAGUCAUCAACUUAUCACCAGGAAGUGUUGUUGCAGAAAGCCAGGCGGAGUACAUUUAUCCAAACAAUGAAACUCAAAUCCAGUUUGUGAACAAUAAGCUUGAUGGGGUGUUGACUGAUAUCUUGAAUAAUACAAGUAACCUCAAGAAGAUUUCUCAGGCCUUUAAUAAUUCAAAGGUGCUGUUAAAUGGACUCACUUUCCAGAAACCUGAGAUUAAAAAUAUCACAGAUCUGAAGCCUUUUAUAAAUUGCUCUCAGUUCGCUAAUUACACUGCUGAAAUAAUUAACGAGCAAUGGCAGUGUGUUGGACCCUGCAAAACAAACCCCGAUUACUGUCAUCAACAUGGAGAAUGUCACAAUGACAUCGAGAAAGGGCCAACCUGUCGGUGUUUCAACUCAAGCCUUGGGCAGUUUUUUGGCCCACAGUCUCCAAUUGACUACCCAGGAAACAUCUACGACAAUGAUGUCCUCAUCGACAAUGCAACAUGCUACAUCUCUUACAACAAUAACACCCGCAGCAACAACUAA
This is a messenger RNA of Epinephelus lanceolatus (giant grouper), 957 nucleotides long. NCBI's taxonomy places the organism in Eukaryota, Metazoa, Chordata, Actinopteri, Perciformes, Serranidae. The record is from RefSeq and is a predicted model, not a curated record.